CUCGUUUUAGCUGGCAGCGGGUCAGUCAGUUUACCUCUUACAUGAAAAAAUAAAUUCAGUCAAUUUCUUUUCAAUUAAAAAGCAAUUAAAUUAGAAAUAUCCAGUAUGAAGGUAUUGUGGAAUAUAAUUUCUAUCGUCUUCCUUUGUGCAGUCUGUGAUGCAUCAUCUUUAAAAACAUAUUACAUGAACACUGCUGGCAAUGUAAUUACAUUACCGAGCGCAAGUUCUGGGAAAAAAUCAUCUGGAAUUUUGAAAUCCCAUGAAAAAGUUUCGUACGACACGUCCAACAGAACGUUAACAAUCACAGCACCUUAUGGAUUAGUGGCAAGCAUUCGUCUUUUAGACUUACGGCCCAGAUGUCAAGAUGUUUUGAAGCUCUAUGAACCUAGUCAUCUUUCCAAUGAGAUAUCCGCGUGUAACCAGUUUACAUAUCGCAGUCGAGAAGAAGAUGUGUAUGAGAGAAAGAAAGUCUAUGCUUCAAGUGGCACACUGAUAGUGAUGUUCAGCCAUACACGCGGCGGUAGUACCUUUCCGUACGAUGGAUUUCAGCUUACUUUUACAAGUGUAAGAAAUUAUCCAUGCGGCUCCCAUGAAUUUCAGUGUAAUAAUUUCAAAUGCAUUUCUGAAAAAUUGACAUGUGAUGGACACAAUCAUUGUGGUGACAGCAGUGAUCAGUUCGACUGUAGUCGAAAGAUGAUAUCACCAGGGAAAAUAAUUGGUAUUAUUUGUGGCGUUGUGUUUCUUGUCAUUGCUGCAGUGUGUGGAUGUUAUAUUAUAGGAAAGAGAAGAAUGAAGAACCAAACAGAAACUACCCUUAUUCACCAACCAGCUUAUCCAGCAACAUAUCCACAAACAGCACCUUACUAUCCUCCACCUCCACCAUAUACUCAAGUUCAUAAUAAUCUAAAUUAUAGGUAGAAUAGACUCUAAAUUAAGCUCAUAAAAACGCUUUCAUUUCUUUCAAAUUCAUUUAAUUUUCAUAUAAUUUAUCCUUAUUUAAAUACUUUGUCAUUAAAAAAGUAUUAAAAUUUAAUUGCCUUUCACGUAUAUUUAAUGCUUUUAUUAUGCCAAACUUUAAAUAAGUUUUUGUGACGAGUGUAUAUCUACUAUUGCAAUUUCUAUUAUAAUAAAUAAUGUUUUAUGAAAUUAAA
Molecule: messenger RNA, 1151 nt
Organism: Stegodyphus dumicola
Lineage: Eukaryota; Metazoa; Arthropoda; Arachnida; Araneae; Eresidae
Molecular function (GO): protein binding
Source: RefSeq, a predicted model, not a curated record